AUGGCGGAAACUUCGUUGCCUCUCUUAUUUUUGUGCUUCCUUUUUCUCUUCAUUACCUGCUCUUCCAUCUUCUUACCCGUGUCAAGUUCCAAGACCCGGUUCAACUAUUCGUUAGAGGAGCCUCACCACCCUCUUGACCCACUAACAGCACCUGAAAUGAAGAGAGCCCGAGCCAUCCUCUCGGGUCAUGAUCCGGGUUUCGGGUCUGGCUCUGCCAUCAUUCACGCCAUGGCACUCGACGAGCCGGAUAAGCAACGUGUCGUCCGGUGGAAGAAAGGCGAUCCUAUCCCGCCUCGAAGAGCCGAAGUUCUCGCUAUGUCCAACGGCAAGAGCCGCGUGCUCACGGUUGAUCUGGACUCGGGUCGGGUCGUUUCCGAUUUGACCAGCCCCACUUCCGGGUACCCUGUUCUUACCAUGGAUGACAUCAUCGCUUCCUCGCAGGUUCCUUUCAAGAGCGUGGAGUUUAAUCGCUCAAUCGAAGCGCGUGGGGUUCCGUUCUCCGAUUUGAUAUGCAUAACACCAUUCGCCGGAUGGUUCGGACCGGACGAAGAAGGACGACGAGUCAUAAACAUCCAAUGUUUCUCGAGGCAAGACACAGUCAAUUUCUACAUGAGACCCAUCGAAGGACUUUAUCUAACAGUCGAUUUGGAUAAACUAGAGGUUAUCAGGAUUGUAGACAAAGGUCCGGUUCCCAUUCCCAGUUCUACCGGUACUGAAUACCGGUACGGAUUUUUGGAUAAACCGGUUCAUAUGGACCGCAUCAACUCAAUUUCGAUGGAUCAACCGGAUGGUCCAAGUUUCAAAGUCGAAGAUGGAUACUUGGUUAAAUGGGCGAACUGGGUUUUUCAUAUUAAACCGGACCAACGUGCCGGUUUGAUCAUCUCACAUGCUACCAUACGUGAUUCUGAAACAGGUGAAGCAAGAAGUGUGAUGUACAAAGGUUUUGUGUCAGAGUUGUUCGUCCCGUACAUGGACCCCGACGAAGGUUGGUACUCGAAAGCAUACAUGGAUGCUGGAGAGUUUGGUCUAGGACCUUCUUCAAUGCCACUUGUGCCGCUUAACGACUGUCCUCGAAACGCUUAUUACAUUGACGGUCUCUUCGCCUCUCCUCAAGGCAAUCCCAUCUUGCAACCUAACAUGAUCUGCUUGUUUGAACGUUACGCCGGAGACAUUAGCUGGCGACACUCGGAGAUUCUUCUCCCUGGUACAAAUAUCAGGGAGUCGAGACCAAAGGUGACACUAGUAGCUAGAAUGGCGAGUUCGGUUGGGAACUAUGAUUAUAUUUUUGAUUGGGAGUUUCAAAUGGAUGGUUUGAUUCGUGUUACGGUUGCAGCCUCUGGGAUGUUGAUGGUGAAAGGGACACCUUACGAGAAUGUACAAGACUUGGGUGAUAAAGAAGAUGAUUCUGGACCGUUGAUCUCAGAAAACGUUAUAGGAGUUGUCCACGACCAUUUCGUAUCGUUUCAUCUAGACAUGGACAUCGACGGUUCGGAAAAUAACUCUUUCGUUAAAGUGCAUCUAGAGAAGCAGAGACUGAGAGAAUCAAAGAGAAAGAGUUACUUGAAAGUCAAGAAAUAUGUAGCCAAGACUGAGAAAGAUGCACAGAUCAAGCUGAACUUGUAUGACCCUUACGAGUUUCAUCUUGUGAACACAAACCGGUCGUCUCGGUUAGGUAAUCAGGCCGGUUACAAGCUGGUACCUGGUGGUAACGCUGCGAGUUUGCUCGAUCUUGAUGAUCCACCGCAAAUUAGAGGCGCUUUCACAAACAAUCAGAUAUGGGUGACUCGGUAUAAUCGGUCAGAGCAAUGGGCCGGAGGGCUUUUGAUGUACCAGAGCCGUGGUGAAGACACGCUACAAGUAUGGUCGGACCGAGAUCGUGCGAUUGAGAACAGGGACAUAGUCCUGUGGUAUACACUUGGUUUCCAUCACAUACCGUGCCAAGAAGACUUUCCGGUUAUGCCGACGGUAGCAGCUAGCUUCGAACUUAAACCGGUUAAUUUCUUCGAAUCAAACCCGGUUCUUGGGAUCCCGCCUUUCCUUAAGAAAGACUUACCAGUCUGUUGA
This is a messenger RNA of Microthlaspi erraticum, 2064 nucleotides long. NCBI's taxonomy places the organism in Eukaryota, Viridiplantae, Streptophyta, Magnoliopsida, Brassicales, Brassicaceae. The record is from the annotation of a GenBank genome assembly.